AAGCUUGGUAUCGUGGCUGUGAGUAAUUCUUUGCCACAAGACAUCACAUGUUUGGCAGCAGACCGCAUGUUGAUAUUUGCUUCAUAUGACAACGUUCUUCAUGCUUUUGCCAGGAACAAAGAGGUGGUUCAUACCUAUGAAGGUCACAAGGCAACGAUACACCUUCUGCAGCCUUUUGGUGAUCAUGUCAUCUCUGUGGAUGUCGAUAAUGUUCUUAUUGUUUGGAAUAUACAAUUAGAAGAGGAAUAUCUUCGACUGGAUUUUGAUAAGGCCACUUUUGCGAUUUCUGCAGUUCUGCAUCCUAGCACCUAUUUGAAUAAAAUUCUCCUUGGAAGUGAACAGGGGAGCUUGCAGCUGUGGAAUAUAAGAUCCAACAAACUCUUAUACUCCUUUCCAGGAUGGCGCUUUGCAGUCACAGCUCUUGAACAAGCUCCAGCAGUGGAUGUUGUUGCAGUUGGCCUUGCCUCUGGUCAUAUCAUUGUACAUAAUAUUAAGUUUGAUGAAACUCUCAUGAAAUUUCAGCAAGACUGGGGUCCUAUCACAGCAAUAUCUUUUCGUACAGAUGGACAGCCAGUAAUGGCAGCUGGUAGCCCAGUUGGGCACAUUGGUUUGUGGGAUCUGGAAGAGAAGAAAGUAAUGUGUCAGAUGCAAGAUGCCCACUCCACAGCAAUAGCUGGCAUGUCAUUUGUCCCUGGAGAGCCACUUCUAAUUACUAACGGUGCUGAUAACGCUAUACGGGUGUGGAUUUUUGAUGGACCUGGUGGUACAGGACGUGUAUUGAGAAGCCGAAUGGGACAUAGUGCACCACCAACAAAAAUCAGAUACCAUGGGCAAAAUGGAGAGCAAAUUCUUAGUGCAGGUCAAGAUGGAACAUUGCAGUCUUUUUCAACAGUGCAUGAAAAGUUCAAUAAAAGUUUAGGACGUGGUUCAAUUAACAAAAAGAAGUCAAAAAAGAAAGGUCUUAAGCUUGAUACCAUGGCACUUCCACCAAUUACAGUCUUUGCUUCAGAAGUGGCUCAUCAGAGUGACUGGGAUAGUAUUGUUGCCUGCCAUCAAGGGUAUAUAACCUGUACAACCUGGAACUAUCAGAAAUCUUCCAUGGGAGCUCAUAAGCUGAGUCCAGAAGAAUUUAGCAAACACAAGCCCAUCGAGAUAUAUGCAACAGCAGUUGACAUUACCUCAUGUGGGAACUUUGCUGUAAUUGGGCUGUCGACUGGACGGGUAGACGUGUAUAACAUGCAGUCUGGCAUUCACAGAGGACGUUAUGGCAAAGAAAAAG
Eurypyga helias (sunbittern) is the source of this 1279-nucleotide messenger RNA. Its product is annotated as WD repeat-containing protein 36-like. The transcript has 12 exons. Gene Ontology annotation, biological process: rRNA processing. The record is from RefSeq and is a predicted model, not a curated record. The annotation marks the transcript as partial. Gene Ontology annotation, cellular component: small-subunit processome; Pwp2p-containing subcomplex of 90S preribosome. Gene Ontology annotation, molecular function: protein binding. Lineage: Eukaryota; Metazoa; Chordata; Aves; Eurypygiformes; Eurypygidae.